Spea bombifrons (plains spadefoot toad) is the source of this 2790-nucleotide messenger RNA. RefSeq names its product vacuolar protein sorting 4 homolog B (gene VPS4B). The transcript has 11 exons. The record is from RefSeq and is a predicted model, not a curated record. The coding region runs from base 168 to 1496 and encodes 442 amino acids. Gene Ontology annotation, biological process: endosomal transport; vacuole organization. Gene Ontology annotation, molecular function: ATP binding; ATP hydrolysis activity. NCBI's taxonomy places the organism in Eukaryota, Metazoa, Chordata, Amphibia, Anura, Pelobatidae.
UAUCCCGGAACACGGAAGUAAGAAAACCUUCCGUAGAGUUUUUUUUUUUCCUUACACCCGGAAGAAGGUCUUCCUGGCUUAGAAGAUCCAAACCAAGGAAUAGAAGACUUUGGAAGUGGAAUAUAUUAGAUUAGAUUAAAUACGCCCGAGAGGGAGGCUGAAUAGUUAUGGCAGCCAACGGGACCAACCUACAGAAAGCUAUUGACCUGGCCAGCAAGGCAUCUCAAGAAGACAAAGCAGGGAAUUAUGAAGAAGCACUUCGUUUAUAUCAGCAUUCUGUGCAGUACUUUCUCCAUGUGGUGAAAUAUGAUGCUCAGGGUGAAAAGGCUAAACAGAGUAUCAGAGCAAAGUGCAUAGAAUACCUGGACAGAGCAGAACAGCUGAAGGCCUACCUCAAGAAAAAAGAAAAUGCUCCUGCUAAACCUGUGAAAGAAGGAGGGCCACGUCCUGAUGACAAGGGGAAUGAGAGUGAUGAAGGGGACUCAGAAGAUCCAGAAAAGAAGAAGCUACAGACCCAGCUUCAAGGUGCAAUUGUCAUGGAGAAACCAGAUGUAAAGUGGAGUGAUGUUGCUGGUCUUGAAGGUGCAAAGGAGGCACUGAAGGAAGCUGUGAUUUUACCAAUAAAGUUCCCGCACUUGUUCACAGGCAAGAGAACUCCUUGGCGAGGAAUCCUUCUGUUUGGACCCCCUGGGACAGGAAAAUCCUAUUUGGCUAAGGCUGUUGCUACAGAAGCUAACAACUCUACAUUCUUUUCAAUAUCAUCUUCUGAUCUUGUGUCAAAAUGGUUAGGUGAGAGUGAAAAGCUGGUCAAGAAUCUGUUUCAUCUUGCCAGAGAACACAAGCCUUCUAUCAUUUUCAUUGAUGAAAUUGAUUCAUUGUGUGGAUCAAGAAGCGAAAAUGAAAGUGAAGCUGCUCGUAGAAUCAAAACAGAAUUUCUGGUCCAAAUGCAAGGUGUAGGAGUUGAUAAUGAUGGCAUACUGGUUCUGGGAGCUACAAAUAUUCCUUGGGUGUUAGAUUCUGCCAUCCGGAGAAGGUUUGAAAAACGAAUUUACAUCCCUCUGCCAGAAGAGCAUGCUCGAGCUAGUAUGUUCAAACUUCAUCUGGGAACAACGCUACAUAGCCUCUCAGAAGCAGACUUCCGGGAGCUUGGAAAAAGGACCAGUGGAUACUCUGGUGCUGAUGUCAGCAUUAUUGUGCGAGAUGCCCUAAUGCAGCCAGUUAGGAAGGUUCAAUCCGCCACUCAUUUCAAGAAGGUACGUGGAAAAUCUCCUCUGGACCCAAACAUUAUUCGGGAUGAUCUCCUAACACCGUGUUCUCCUGGUGAUCCAAAUGCUACAGAGAUGACUUGGAUGGAUGUACCAGGAGAUACAUUACUGGAGCCCGUUGUAUGCAUGGCUGAUAUGCUGAGGUCUUUGGCCCAAACUAAACCUACUGUUAAUGACCAGGACUUGAUAAAAUUAAAGAAAUUCACGGACGACUUUGGGCAGGAAGGUUAAAAAUAGGGGGUAAAGGAAUGCUCCGCAACUUUCCCUGAUCAUCUUUGUUCUGUAUGUAUUCUUGCCUUGUGUAAAUGGCAUACCAAAAAAUAGUAAAUGCCAAGAAACCUGAACUCUUAAACCAAGGUAGAAGAACAUCUUAAAGUUUAUUGAAUUCUUGUAUUAUAAAUCUGUAUUCUAGCUCCUACUGUAAAUUCUUUAGUGCAAACCCUAGAAGUUGCCAUUCAUUGAUGAUAAACCUAUGCCAAUCAAUUCUUAGUGAUGUGCUUAUGAAUUUUUGGGUUUCAGUUAAUACAGAAUUGAUUUGAACAACAUAAUGCUUUAAUAUGAAUACUGAUCUUUUGGCUACUGGUAAGAUCUGACAAAUGUAAGUGCACUGCUGAUGCAUGCUUUAUGAAAUAACUGUUUACACGGAUAAACAGAUGGAAAGAAAAAUGUUGGAAUUAUAAGUGGCAUGACCCCUAGUUGCCAACAUAACACAUUUUUGCUGUGCUCUGCAGUUUACAAGUUAUCCUACCGUUUAAACAAGAAAUGUAUAUUUUAGUCCUUAAUCUCCAAAUAAAAGUUUUUUUUGUUUGUUUUAAAUGAAAAAAUACCAUUUAUAUUGGCUAUAUAUCUUUUCCAAAUAAAAGAAAACUAACUUCAUAUAGGACAUACUCUCACGUGGAUUGCAAUGUUGUAUAUUUUGUACAUUAUAUUGGGUUUUUAAACAGAGGGAUUCCGCUAAGGACAUGCCAAUGUAUUAUGUGUAUUUAAAUUAUGUUUUUUGUUUCCCCCAAAGUCUCUGAAAGAAAAUAUAAAAAUGAGGCCAAACAAAACUAACAUUAAAAUACCCAUAAUCACCUACCCCCCAAGGAGAACAUAAUUUGCAUUUUACAGCAUAUACAAUAGAUCUGAAGACGCUUUGUAUUAUUGGAUUAUGUUCUAUAACUGAAUGUACACGCCUCCUGUAAGAAUUUGUGCCUUGUAGAUAUUCAGAAUGCAAUACAUUCCAUGAUCUGCUGAAAUAAAGUUGAUUGGUCUGUUUUGUUAGCACUCUGCUUUGUGUUGAUGAAGGCAUUGAACUUGUCAAGAGUGGCAUUAUUUCAGGUUUUCUGUGCUACCCAUUUUUGGCACUUUUGGGUUGGGCUUCUUGGUUUCUUUUGAUGUACUGUUUGUAAAAUCAUAGAACUGCUGAAACGUCUCCUGUCAACUUAAAUGUGUAUUCAUUACAGGAAAUGUGUUUUAUAUAUUUGUUCUGGUAAUGUACCUUUUUUUUUUGUGCCAUGCCCAUUAAACAGUGUACUAAAAGCUA